AAAAUGUAGCUAGGGUUUCCAGCAGCCUCCCUCACAGAAGUGUUGCAAUGCUGUAUCUAAGAGCUGAUAAUUAUUAUGGUACCGGUAGGCGGCGCCUCUCGAAUGCGCGUAGGCCAGUGUUCUUUUGUACUUCUCAUAUGCCAGGGCGCACUAAUAUUGAUUAUGCUGCGGUGAAGAGAAUCAUGAAGCUCCGGGCUAAGGCAUCAAGGGACAGAAAAAGUAAGAAGCUCGGAUCAAGUUCAAAAGAAGAAGAUGCUGCUCCUAAUGAUCAAGUCCAAAGCCAAAUCCUCGGAUCAAGUUCAAAAGAAAAAGAUGCUGCUCCUAAUGAUCAAGUCCAAAGCCAAAUGCUCCACCUAAGUCUGGAAGAAGAAGAAGAAGAAGAAGAAGAUGCUGCUCCUAAUGAUCAAGUCCAAAGCCAAAUCCCCCACCUAAGUCAGCAAGAAGAAGAUGUUGCCUUUAGCUGGACGAAGAUUUAGUCACGACACUCAGUUUUGCCCCACUUCUUUUGUGUUGAGAACAAUUCACGUCCCCCUCAGUUUUAUAAAACCAACAAACUUGGAAUUGAAAUGGUAAAACUACUUUUUCAACUCAGCUAAGUGGUACAUUAUUUCACUUUACAUAAUUUAUAUUACCGGUUAAUGUUAAUACUUAACCAUCUGUUCUGCCUAUGCAUCUCCACGACCAUGAAUAUGCAUGAUACGUGUAUCUUGCUGGGUCUAGACGAGCAUCAUAUGAGCUCCUCUUACUGCCGUGACAAGAGUAUCGACUUAAUACUUCUUAUAUCCAAUCAACUCUCUCAUCAUCGAG
Molecule: messenger RNA, 807 nt
Organism: Raphanus sativus (radish)
Lineage: Eukaryota; Viridiplantae; Streptophyta; Magnoliopsida; Brassicales; Brassicaceae
Exons: 3
Coding region: 48-476 (142 amino acids)
Source: RefSeq, a predicted model, not a curated record